Fusarium sp. VM40 is the source of this 1926-nucleotide messenger RNA. NCBI's taxonomy places the organism in Eukaryota, Fungi, Ascomycota, Sordariomycetes, Hypocreales, Nectriaceae. The record is from the annotation of a GenBank genome assembly.
AUGAGAAACUUCCUUCUUGCAGGCCUGCUGGCCGCCCCUACAUCCGUGUGCGCCGUGGCCCUCACCGGCUACGAGUACAUCGUCGUCGGUUCCGGCGCCGGCGGUGGUCCCCUGGCUGCCCGUCUUGCACUGGCCGGUCGCAAGACCCUCCUCAUCGAGGCCGGUGACGACUACAACUCCCUCAACUACACCGUCCCUGCCUACUCCGCCAACGCGUCCGAGGAUCCUGAGAUCUCGUGGAACUUCUUCGUGCGGCACUACGCCGAUGAUGAGCGACAGGCGCGUGACUUCAAGGCCACCUACGACACUCCCAACGGCGAGUACACCGGUCUGAACCCUCCUGCUGGGGCGGAGCUCAAGGGUACUCUGUACCCUCGUACCCAAGCCCUUGGAGGCUGCACUGCUCACAACGCUCUGAUCGCCGUGUACCCUCACCAGUCUGACUUUGAGUACAUUGCCUCGCUCACCGGCGAUGACUCCUGGUCUGCCGAGAACAUGCGAAAGUACUUCGUCAAGGCCGAGGACAACAACCAUCGUCCUGCCGGCGAGGAGGGCCACGGUUACAACGGCUGGCUCAGCACUGAGACCGCCCCCCUUAGCAUCCCCCUCGGCGACGAGCAGCUCCUAAGCAUCCUCAGUGGAGCCGCCGUUGCCCUGACCGAGGCCUCUGGCAAGAACAUCACCAUGGACGGCCUUAUCGCCGAGGAUGCCAACGCUGAUACUCUCGCCCGCGACCAGGAGGCUGGCUACUACCAGAUCCCCCUCUCCACCAAGGAUGCCAGCCGUAUUGGACCCCGUGAGUUCAUCCUCUCUGUGCGCGAUGCCAAGCACGACAACGGUACCAAGAUGUACCCUCUCGACGUCCGCACCAACAGCUACGUCACCAAGGUCAUCUUCGACGAGUCCGAGCCCCCUCGCGCUGUGGGAGUUGAGUUCCUCGACGGCAAGCACCUCUACAAGGCCAGCCCUCUUGCCACCAACGCUGCUGGCAAGGCCGGUAACGCCACUGCAUCUCGUGAGGUUAUCGUCGCCGGUGGUGUGUACAACACUCCCCAGAUCCUCAAGCUUAGCGGUAUCGGACCUGCUGCUGAGUUGAAGAAGUUCGACAUCCCCGUCAUCUCCGAUCUUCCCGGCGUUGGAACCAACCUGCAGGACCACUACGAGAUCAGCGUCCAGGCCAACACCCCUGAGAACUUCACCUCUUUCGACGGCUGCACCUUUGGUCUUUUCACCGACGAGGACCCUUGUGUUGACCGCUGGAGAGCCCCCGUCGACGGCGACCACGGCAUCUACUCCUCCUCCGGCCUUGCUGCCUCCAUGUUCUACAAGAGCUCCACCGCUGAGAACGACAACUUCGACAUCUUCGCUUUCGGCGGCCCCGUCAACUUCCGAGGCUACUUUCCCCAGUACGCCGUCAACGCCACUAUCAACCAUGACGCCUUCUCCUGGGCCAUCCUCAAGGCUCACCCCCGCAACACCGCCGGCAAGGUCGUCCUCCGCUCCGCCGACCCCCUCGACAUGCCCGAGAUCACCUUCAACUACUUCGACACUGGUAAUGGCGACUCCUCCGCUGAUCUUGAGGCCCUGUACGAGGCCAUUGAGCUCGCCCGAAACGCCCUCGCCAGCCAGGCCGUCAACGUUACCGAGAUCCUCCCCGGCCCCAACGUCGUCUCCAAGAAGGACAUCCAGACCUACAUCAAGGACAACACCUGGGGACAUCACGCUUCGUCCACCUGCCCCAUUGGUGCUGACGAUGACCCUAUGGCCGUUCUCGACUCUAGCUUCCGUGUGCGAGGUGUUGCUGGUCUGCGUGUUGUUGACGCUUCUGUCUACCCUCGCAUUCCCGGUACUUUCACUGCUGUCUCUACUUACAUGGCGGCUGAGAAGGCUGCGGAUAUUAUCCUUUCUGGAUUGAAGGACGAGUAA